This is a messenger RNA of Alligator sinensis (Chinese alligator), 1831 nucleotides long. Its product is annotated as C-C chemokine receptor type 5. NCBI's taxonomy places the organism in Eukaryota, Metazoa, Chordata, Crocodylia, Alligatoridae. Gene Ontology annotation, molecular function: C-C chemokine receptor activity. Gene Ontology annotation, biological process: immune response; G protein-coupled receptor signaling pathway; inflammatory response. Gene Ontology annotation, cellular component: cytoplasm; membrane. The transcript has 3 exons. Bases 235 to 1293 code for a protein of 352 amino acids. The record is from RefSeq and is a predicted model, not a curated record.
UCUUGCACAUUUUCACACAGGAAGAGGUGUUAUCUGACCUGCUUUCUUAUGUGCUAAAGUGAUUUAUACACUGUAGCUGUAUAAGGCAUAAGUUGCAUCCACGAAACAUUGGUGGAUUCGAUUCACCUUUAAAAAUAACCAUUGAGAAAACACAGACAGAGUGGAACGGAAUAAGCUAUUUUAAAAGGACAUAACCACUACUAGUGUUCAGGAGAAAAACAAGGCCACUGCAAGAUGAACAUUUCUACCUUUGACCCAGACCUAGAGUUGAUGACAACAACGUUUGACUAUGAGGAUUACUCACCGUGCAAAAAUGAAGAUGCCCAAAAGUUUGGUUCUCAGUUUCUGCCACCACUUUAUUCUUUGGUGCUCCUUUUUGGCCUCGUGGGCAAUACAUUAGUUGUUCUGAUCCUGAUAAAAUACAAGAGACUGAAAAACAUGACUGAUAUCUACCUGCUAAAUUUGGCCAUCUCUGAUUUGCUUUUUGUAUUUUCUCUACCAUUCUGGGCAUACCAGGCAGCACAUAAUUGGAUUUUUGGAGAUGUAAUGUGUAAAAUUCUUUCAGGAAUCUAUUGCUUGGGCUUUUAUAGUGGAAUCUUUUUUAUAAUACUGUUGACAAUAGAUAGAUACCUAGCAAUUGUCCAUGCAGUGUUUGCUUUGAAAGCCAGGACUGUUGUCUAUGGCAGCCUCACUAGCUUUGCUGUUUGGUUUGUUGCUGCAUUGGCCUCUCUCCCAAUGGUAAUAUAUUAUGGUUCUCAAGAUUUGACCUGCAGCCUUCAUUUUUCACAUCAGUCUCAGAGCCAAUGGAAUCAAUUCUUAACCUUAAAGAGGAUCUUCCUGGGACUUGUUGUUCCCUUGAUCAUUAUGAUCUUCUGCUACACCGAAAUUAUAAGGACACUACUGAGAUGUAGGAAUGAGAAAAAACACAAGGCAGUCAAGCUUAUUUUUCUCAUAAUGAUUGUUUAUUUUCUCUUCUGGACACCAUACAGCAUUGUUCUUCUUCUACACAUUUUUCCAAAGGCAGUUUCUCUUGAUAACUGUUACAGCAGCAAUCAGGUUUUGGUUGCAAUCCAAGUAACAGAAUCUAUUGCAAUGAUCCACUGUUGUAUUAACCCCUUGAUCUAUGCCUUUGCUGGAGAGAAAUUUAGGAAAUACCUUAAUAGCUUUUUCAGAAAGCACAUUUCAAUUCAGUGCUCUAAGUAUUGUCCUUCUCUCUAUGCUGAUAGAUGUGAACGGACCAGUUCCACAAACACCCAGUCUACUGGGGAACAGGAAUUCUCUGCUGUUCUGUAAAAUGUGUCUAACACAGUUAUAUUGACUUGUAUGGAAACAACUGAAAAAGGAAAAAAGGUGUUCGAAUACUGGCUUAAAGAAGGCAAUAAUUGGUGUGUUGACAAUAUACAAAACAUAUGCAUAUACCAUCAUCACUGGCAAUCCCUCACAGUCAAGGUUGACUGUCUUCCAUGGUGGCCUUAUCUGUGGGUUGAAAGAUGGCUGUCAAGGCCAAUUUAGGAUUGACAAGCUCUGUUACAGGUAGGGCACAUGUUUCCAUGUAGGGUGGGUGGUUCUGGAUUCUUGAUUCGGUCUACAGCACACUGUUUCUGCUGUUCCCGCUUAUCCGUCUCCUGCUGUCAUUGUAAGAUUUCAAAGUAAGAUGCACGUACUAAUACCCACACAAAAAUCUGCAUUUGCUUAUACUGAUGGCUAUUUGUAUAUUGAAAAAGUAGAUAUACAUACCAAGUUACUUAUGUAAAUAAAGACUUUUGCUGUGAUAAUAGACAUGCGCUCACUUUUUGGUAAAUGCCAUGUGUAUGCAAUCCUUAGAAAAAAA